Myripristis murdjan (pinecone soldierfish) is the source of this 2607-nucleotide messenger RNA. Its product is annotated as protein NLRC3-like. The coding region runs from base 1 to 2607 and encodes 868 amino acids. NCBI's taxonomy places the organism in Eukaryota, Metazoa, Chordata, Actinopteri, Holocentriformes, Holocentridae. The record is from RefSeq and is a predicted model, not a curated record. Gene Ontology annotation, biological process: regulation of apoptotic process. The transcript has 6 exons.
AUGGUGGAACACGAUAAGUGUAACUCUUACUUGAGGACAAUUAGAGUCUUGCGAGUUUCACUUGUCGAUGAACUGGAGGACCGGAUUGACUACCUGCUGGAAAUCCUCGUAUCAAAGGAAGUGUUCACCCGAGAUGACCGUGAGGAGGUGCUGUGCCAUCUGGGGCCACGGGCAAGAGUCCGAAAAGUGCUGGAUAUCCUUGAGUGUAAAGGCGCGGAAGCAGCCAAGACAUUUAUCUCCAUUAGUAGUCAUCUCCAAGACACACAGACACACUCCAGAGAAAACAAUACACAUCAGCUGCAGUCCACAGAGUACAACAAAGCAAAACAAAAGCAUAAAGAAGUCCUUAGGCGCAGGAGUGAGAGCAUGCUCUACUACAACACCAGACAUGGAGAGAAAAUCCUUUUUGCUGAACAUUAUGUCAAUCUCCUCUUGGUCAAUGGCCACCAGGGCUUAGACCUAAAAAGACAUGAGGUGCUUGCUUUUGGACAAAAGCGACUGUCUUUGCAGCAGAAGUCUACAGUUCAUAGGAAAAUCACACCUGCCGAACUCUUUCUAAAUGCAACUGGACAGCGUCCUGUGAAGAAAGUUUUGGUGACAGGUGUGGCUGGCAUUGGAAAAACAAUCCUGGUGCAGAAGAUGCUACAUGACUUUGCGAAUGACAAGAACCAUCUUGACUUUGACUUCAUAAUCCACAUGACCUUUAGAGACCUGAAUCUGAUCAACAAACCCACAAACUUCCGAGAGUUGGUCUUGCGUAAAAACAAGCACCUGGCUAGGGAGCUGGACAACAUUUUGGCAAAUGACAGCAGGCUGCUGGUCAUUUUGGACGGCUUUGAUGAGUUCAGACAUUACAGGAGCUGUGAUGUGGACGUCUUCGUCAGUGAGCCAGAGGAAGAUGGCGAAGUGGUUGAGGUCUUUGCGAGCCUGAUGCAAGGCGAACUGCUGCCCAAUUCCUCUGUCCUGCUCACAAGCAGACCUGCAGCUUUCAGCCACAUCCCUGUGGGCUGCAUUGACCGCUUUGUGCUCAUUGCCGGCUUCUCCUUGACUGAGGUGCAAGACUUCUUCCAACGUUACUUCCAAGAGACGGUCCUCGCUGAAAGGAUGUUUGCAGUGGUAGCAGCAAAUGAACUCAUGCUGACACUGUGCUACAUACCUGCAUUUUGCCACAUUGUUUGCUGCAUCCUCAAAGAAAGCAAACAUGUCUGUGGAGAAAGCCCCAAGACCAUGACAGAUAUUUACGUGCAGUAUCUGGUGGCCUUGCUCCGCUCUCACACCCAAGACAGGGCUGAAACGUUUUGCAAGGACCAAGGAGCAGGGGCCUUGAGCCAGCUCUCCGAUGUGGUGCUGAAGCUGGGUCGACUCGCCUUCUUCAAGCUGAUGGACCAUCAAACACUUUUCUACAGCAGCGACCAAGAUGUUGCAAGUCUGGAGGAAUGCAGUCUGGUGAGUACAUUCCUAGACAAGACAGUGGCACAACAGCCCGGCUGCACUGAGGACGUGUACUCCUUUGCGCACCUUACCGUUCAAGAGUUCUUCGCUGCAGUUUUCUGUGCAAUGACGGAUCAGCCAUUUCCCGAUGCUCUUGAGCGCAAAGCCAGUCCAGGAGAGGAGACAAACAGUGGCCACUUGGACCUCUUCCACCGCUUCCUCGCUGGAAUCCUCUCUGAACGCAACGCCAAGCUUUUGUCAAGGCAAGUGGGACUGCAUUGCCACGGUGAUAAGGUGGAAAGCUAUCGUCAGAGGAUGGUCAGAGAAGUCACGGCUCUGUGCGAGAAUGGGGCCUACGUGCUGAAUUAUUUACACUGCCUGUUUGAGCACCAGGACCCCUCACUGGUCCUUGCGGUACAACCAAACACACUGCGACUUAAUGUCAGUGAUGAAACGCUCUCCCUCAUGGACUAUAAUGCCAUCAAGUAUUUCCUGAACCUGACAGAAGGGAAAAUAUCAGAGCUGGAUCUGACUGGGACAGAUGUAAGUUCUGAGGCACUUCGAGAUCUUCAGCCCCACCUGCUCAGAUGUGAGCGUCUUUGGCUUGGAGAAAAUAGUCUUGAUAUGUGUGCAGUUCAGGUCCUUGCUGAUGUGCUGCAAGUGACAGACAAUUUGACCUACCUAGGGCUUGGAUGGGCAAAUAUUGGGGAUGAGGAGCUGCUGGCUCUGUCCAAUGCCAUGAGAAAGACGAAAACACUCAAAGAACUGUGGAUGGAGGCAAACCGAGUGACCUACACAGGUCUGCUGUCACUGAAGGACCUCACUCCAUAUCCUCUGAGUAAAGUUGUCGCCAUAUGGAACAACUUGACCGAUGAGGAAGCCGAGUCCCUGUGCGCAGCCUCUGAGGAGGGAAGCUUUGCUGUGACCUUCACAGAUGACCUGAUGUGGGAAGAAUGGGGGAAAUGGGUGUUUGGCAGGUGUGAGGUCAGCAGCGACGAGAAGCUGGUCAUGGUGCUCCGCAACGUGUGCAACAUAUCAAUCCACUGUUUGGAAAGCUUGUGGGCGAAGGCCUUCUACCAGAGACUCUCACAGCUCAUCAAGAGCAGGAUAGAGCGCUGCACCGAGGACGACAUGCGCAAGAAGCUGGAGAAGUUUGACAGCAUUUUGAGUUUAUGA